This is a messenger RNA of Drosophila navojoa, 1405 nucleotides long. RefSeq lists its product as uncharacterized. NCBI's taxonomy places the organism in Eukaryota, Metazoa, Arthropoda, Insecta, Diptera, Drosophilidae. Gene Ontology annotation, cellular component: nucleus. The record is from RefSeq and is a predicted model, not a curated record. Gene Ontology annotation, molecular function: DNA-binding transcription factor activity, RNA polymerase II-specific. Gene Ontology annotation, biological process: regulation of transcription by RNA polymerase II.
UGAUCGACAUUCUUCUUCUUUCUAGUAGUUGAGUCGCUCGUGCUUCCGAAGCAAGACAAUUCUGAAAGAAAAAAAUGAAAAAUAUUGAAAAAUUGAAAAGUUUAAACACCUGUGAUACAUGCGGCAAGUGCUUUAUGAAGCCUGCUUUGCUCCGCCGACAUCUGGUUGUACACAGCACAGAGAAGGCAUUUCCAUGCGAAAGCUGCUGCAGUCGUUUCUCUCAAAAAAGUUCACUGCUACGUCACAAACGCAUCAAACAUGAUAUGGCAAAGGAGUGCGACGACUCCGAGGUAGCGCAACAUGCACUGGCUGCCCUAAAGCUAUUGCAAGGCAGCCAUACGCCGGCAGAUAGUUCAAUUGCUACAGGUGCAGGUUCGUUAGGUUCACUGGGCACUCUUGAAGAGAAACCAUCUUGUCAUGUAGUACAACUGAGGGACAAACUGAAUCCAGCUGGUGAAGUCCACAUGCUCAUCACACAGCGCAUAGUGCGAAAGAACCCCAAUCGAUGCUACUAUGUUUGUGAAUAUUGCGCUAAAGAAUUCAGCAAGAGUUACGAUUUAAUAAGGCAUCGUCGCUCGCACACCAAAGAGACGCCCUAUCCAUGCAAUCAAUGCUUUAAGAGGUUUUCUACACAGAGCAAGCUCAACGAGCAUCACAAGCGUCUGCAUGCUGCUGUGAAAAAGCAUGCAUGCAGCGAAUGUAUUUCUAGCUUCAGCAGCAAGAAUAAGCUGCACAAUCACUUGGCUGAGAAACAUCCUUAUAUGGUGUAUAGCUGUACGCACUGUAGUCGCACCUUCCAAUCGAAAUCGGCCUAUGAAACACACAUGAAACUAGAAGCAGAUCCGAUAGAAGGAAAACUCAUCAAAUUGUUGCCGCAGCCAGUGCUGUCGCAACGCAGCUACAAGUGCAUCUACUGUGAAAAACAAUUCAAACGCAAAUUCAACUGUCGCACACACAUGCUGCUGCAUCUGCGGCGUUUGGUAGACCCAAAACAGAUUAAGCAUAGUUGCCUGCAAUGUGGCAAAGAGUUCAAGCGGUCCAACGACUUGGCCCGUCAUUUACUAACUCAUUCCAAACUCAAGCUCCACAUAUGUCACGUAUGUCAAAGACGCUUUACCCUAAAGUCCACAUUGGCCAGACAUCUGGAAACCCAUCAGCCACAGCGAAGCAACGUAAAUUGUCAGGUGUGUGGCAAGAGGUACGCCUCCAAAACAUCACUGCAGCUACAUCUGCGUUUGCACACCGGCGAACGGCCCUUCAAAUGUGAAAUUUGCGGCGAAACUUUUCGUACAUCGGGACACAGACUGGAGCAUAUGCGAGCCGAACGGCACAAAAGUGCAUCGUCGAAUGAACUCAUUCUUUGAUCAGAUUUACAUCAUAUUUUAAAGUCUAUAUUUCAUAAAUA